GUAAGGACUCUAUGGUAAAACCAAAGCACUGAUUAUUAUUGUUGUUAAUGAGAGAACCACAGAUAUUAGCUCCGUUAUUGAGUAAGAAUGAUGUUAAUUAAGGGGAAGAAUUUUCAUGCUUGGUGGUGAGAUGACCAGUUACGGCUCCACUUUGCUGCUGUGGGAUACAGUACAGGUGUUUAAACUCCACAUGACCUGUGUGUGACUCCUUUGAAGAUUAUAUUCAGCAUGAUCGUCAGAAGAAUGAGAACCUACUGUUGACAACAAGAAGUUACUUAAAUGGAGAUUUAAAGGAAAUCUUUUCCGCUCGAAGCAAAUUUUAAACCAAAUAAAUGACAUACCAACAAGUUAUGUGGACAAGUUAGUGCCAUGGCAACGUCAGCAACACCAGGCUCCGACGCCUUCGUCAGCUCUCUCACCUCCAUGGUGAAUAGAGAAGACACAAUUGCCAUCCUCCGUGCUCAGACUCACAUGCUGAGUCGCUUCGAGAAAACAAACGAGACGCUCUCAAACUUUAACAAGUUGUCUGCCGUUAGAUACGAGAAAACAAUCGAGCAAUUCAAGAAACAUACUCAGGUGUUGAUGGACAUGAAAAGGGAUCUUGACAUUGUCUUCAGAAAAAUCAGAGUGCUUAAAGACAAGUUGUCUACUGAGUAUCCUGUUGCUUUUGAAGCUUCCUUUAAAGAAAUCUCAAGACUUGAUGAUGAAGAAGAGGAAGAGGAGUUUGCAUCAAAGAAGGAGACGGCUCAACCUGCAUCCAAAGAAACCCCACCAGACACAACGGAACAAGACUAGUGAGACGUGUUUUUUUGUUCAAAUUCCCAGCAAUGUCCUGAGUAGUGUUGUAGCGAUGGUGGGCAGUGCUGGGCAGUGCUGGGCAGGCCUGCCCAGAACUAACAAAUUUUGCCCAGCACUCUGAGCAUUAUACACUGUGCUGCCCAGCACAGAUUUUUCCCAGAUUGCACUUCAGCAAUGAUGGUCCCAUAUCUAAACAUGAAAUCAUUUUGUUGAAACUGCUCACCCUUGGAGGACUAAAUUGGAUUUUGAGCCCACCACUUAAAUUGGUCUAGCAACAACACUGGUCUUGCGGCCGACUUUUCUUGGGCGGAAGUCACUGGUAUUCCAAUGUAUUAUAAAGAGUUAUAACGGCAAUUCGAUGGCUUUGUAAAUAUGCUUUGUAAACGUGCUAGUGACAUUUUGUGCAUCGUUGUUAAAGUGUAAGUUGUUAAAAAACUACAGGGAGUGUUAUAUAUAAAUAAAAAAUAUAAAAGGACAUGGAAACUAAUGCAAUAGCUAUGGGCAAAUAUUUAUUUCAAAUUUGACCUGAAUGCAAGAUAAAACUAUGGAAACACAGGAGUUAUCCACUAUUGGACAGUGUGUGCUAUGUUGUCUUUUUGCGAACAGUAUGGAUGAAUGUAUCUCGAUCAUCAUGGAUGAUGACUUCGUUUACAGCUUAAAAGAGCCAUUCUAAAGGCACACGUUCUCCCAUGAAAUUGAACUCAAAGGUUCAUUGGAACAGUGAAAGUAUGUAUUCUUCUUCUUUAGUCCAUUAGGGCGUCAGCCGUCCGGUGGUGAUCCAAGAAGUGAAUUCCUUCCACGCGUCCCUGUCCAGUGCGGUCUUCCCCAGGCCAUACAGACUCCCCCCAUUAAGUGCACGAAUGUUAUCUGAUGAGUAAUGCUAAUUACCCCCUUUCCAUGCUUCUGUAAGCCCAGAUUAUUCGCUUGCAGUAAACAGAGAUAUGAAAUUGGGCCCUGUUCCAGCAUUUUAAUCAAUUCACCGUUUCCUCAAGCUAAGGAUGAAACAAAUAUUCUUCUCUUAUUCUGAUGACAUCUUGGUGUAUUUAAGCCUAGAUUCUGCCUCUUUUACCCAUGUCUGUUAACUACAAGCAUUCAUGUAGUCAAUACAAACAUUGUUAGCGCCUUACUCAGUUAGUGUCUUUCGUUGUACUCUCACUGCUAGUGAUAUUGGAUGGGAAACAUGACUAAAUAUUUAUCAUUAGACAGAAUGAGGUGCUCUUUCCAUUGAUACAGUUUGUUGUGGUAUGUUCAUAUGCAAGGCAGUAAAUAAAUGAUCAUUGCUACUGUUGGCGCCUAAACUACGGAAGCGCUUAACUUGCUACUGUUGGCGCCUAACUACGGAAGCGCUUAACUUGCUACUGUUGGCGCCUAACUACGGAAGCGCUUAACUAUGGUAUAUAGUGUAGUUUCUUUGUACUCGCACUGCUAGUGUGAGACGGGAAACAACAUAAUACAUGUAACGAGAAUGAUGUGCUCUUUCCAACAAUACAGUUUGUUGAGGUAUGUUUAUAUUCAAGGCAGUAAAUAAUUUAAGUUUUUGUAAUAAGUUCUACAUGGGCCUAGGCAGAAACAGGGCUUAUGUCCUGUGACAGUCCAGGAUGAUAUGGGGUAUUUUUCAGGAGUAUAUAAGUCAAUGCAUUGUUCAGUGACCUGAUGGGAGGAGAUUGUAUGCUCAGUGGUCGGAGCAUUUUUUUUAAAAAAGGCAGUGGACACUAUUGGUAAUUGGCAAAGACUAGCCUUCACAGUUGGUGUAUCUC
Asterias rubens (European starfish) is the source of this 2555-nucleotide messenger RNA. Its product is annotated as kxDL motif-containing protein 1-like. Bases 370 to 795 code for a protein of 141 amino acids. Lineage: Eukaryota; Metazoa; Echinodermata; Asteroidea; Forcipulatida; Asteriidae. The record is from RefSeq and is a predicted model, not a curated record. The transcript is spliced from 4 exons. Gene Ontology annotation, cellular component: BORC complex. Gene Ontology annotation, biological process: lysosome localization.